Molecule: messenger RNA, 1555 nt
Organism: Heterotrigona itama
Lineage: Eukaryota; Metazoa; Arthropoda; Insecta; Hymenoptera; Apidae
Source: the annotation of a GenBank genome assembly
CUACAUGAUUAUUGUAGCGUCAUCUGGGAAAGAAAAAAUUGUGAUAGGUAACAAUGGAAAUGUAAUCUUUAAAGUUUGUAAUUUAUGGCCUCUUAUCCCGCCAGAACCUAUAUAAAGUGAAGUGUUUCAAAUAUUGAAAAAGUUCGUAACAGUUUGAGAAAAUUUUUACUUAUCAAGUUUCUUAAAAUGGAACAGUUAGAACAUUUGGCAGAUCUGCUGCCGACUUAUUACGCUAGAUUAUUUCCCUUUCCCGACUAUUAUCGUUGGCUCAGUUAUGGAAAUGUGAACACAUUUAUUCACAGAGAAUUUUCAUUCACUCUCGAAGAUGAUAUCUAUCUCCGCUUUCAGUCAUUCAAAGGUUUGAAAGAGUUAGAGCUUGAAAUAAGAAGGCUUCUUCCUUUCAAGAUUGAUAUAGGAGCAGUAUACAAUGUCAGCCCAAAAGAUUAUCACAAGGGAGCAAAUUUUAUUCCUGUCGAAAGAGAACUAGUUUUUGAUAUAGAUAUGACUGAUUAUGACGAUGUAAGAACAUGUUGCAGCAAUGCAGAUGUCUGUUCCAAGUGUUGGAAAUUUAUGGUACUAGCUUGCAAAAUCUUAGAUAUGGAUUUUGGAUACAAACAUAUAUUGUGGGUAUUCUCUGGCAGAAGAGGUAUUCAUUGUUGGGUAUGUGAUUCCAGUGCACGCACCUUGACUACCACAGAACGUGGUGCAGUGGCAGAGUAUUUGCAAAUUAUAGAAGGUGGUCAAUACAUGAGGAAAAAGGUGAAUUUACCUGGUGAUAAAAUACAUCAUUCCAUCAAACGUGCACUGGAAAUGAUAGAGGCUGUUUUUGUUCCAUUCUGUGUAGAAGAACAAGAUAUAUUAGGAACAGAUGAAAGAAUGGAAAAUUUUCUGCAGAUAAUUUCUGAUGAUGAUGACAGACAAGAGUUAAAAGCACUUUUUGGCCAAUAUAAUUCUAGCAAGGACAGAUGGAACAUAUUUGUCAAAUAUAUUCAGAACAAGAAAACCACGGGAGACAAAAAAUGGUACCAGUAUCGUCAUUUGGUAGAAGAAAUAAUGCUACAAUAUGCUUAUCCAAGGUUAGAUAUAGCCGUCAGCAAAGGAUUGAACCAUCUUUUGAAGUCUCCUUUCUGUAUUCAUCCAAAAACUGGAAAAGUCUGUAUCCCAUUCACUGCAAACACCGUGGAUAAAUUCCAGCCGGACAGUGUUCCAACAAUUACAACAUUAAUCGAAGAAAUAAAUGAAUUCGAUUUAAAAGAUAAGACUGAACAGGAAACGUACGAUUUGAACGCGAAGAAAAUAAAAGAUUACAAAAAAACUAGUAUUAAUAAGUCAUUGCGUAUCUUUCAAGAAUUUCUAUGGAAUCUGAGUAAUGAGAGAAAGGAGAGCAGGCUCAAGCAAAAUGACGAGAAAAUGGAUUUUUAAUUAGAACGUAUUUAUAUUUUUUUAAAUAAAUUAAUAAAAUUUAAGAAUAACAAUGUUCCUGGUUUUAAUUGAAUGAUCAAUUCACGUUAAUUUUCAGAAUAUUUUGAUAUAAUGUUGCGAAAAAAUUUUGAAA